AUUGGAUGUCUGGUUGGGUCCUAACGUUGAAAUGGUGGAUUGAUUAACCAAAGACAGAGUCCAUGAAAACACGUUGGAAGGCGCGCCAGAAUAUUUUACUAACCGCCAAUUUUCGAUCCUAUCCGCAGCCGCCACGACUGAUUGUCGCUUCACAGCCACGUUAUCAAUCGUGAUCGUUAGGCAUGCCGUAUCGCCAACACCAAACUCUCCCUUAUUCUUCAUUAACAAUACAUCACAUGAUUCAUCCAUCGUUGAAUUUUAACACCAUUUGAAGCUCCUUCUCUCUUCAAUUCCACAAAACACGAAACAAAUUAAAAAAAAAAAAAAUGCAAACUCUGAAUGUAAUUCCAAAACAGAAAUCCAACGAUGAAUCUACGUCGGAAGCAGAAAGGCGAAUCCAGAGGUUAACACUGCACCUAAACCCCGUUAGCAGCGGUGCGACGAAGCAGUUAGAGAUGGCAACGUGCGGUAGAGGGAAGCUGAGCGUGGACACGAAAUCUCUGUCGAAUUACAUGAGAGGCAAACACAGAGAGUUACAGGAACAGGUCUUCGCUUACUUCAACGCCAAUCCUCACCUUCAAACCCCCGUUGAGAUCUCCAAAGAUGAACACCGUGAACUCUGCAUGAAGCAGCUUAUGGGACUCGUUAGGGACGCAGGGAUUCGACCCCUCCAUUACGUUCUUCAUGACCCUGCUAAGUACUUCGCCAUCUUGGAAGCUGUUGGUAGCGUUGACAUGUCACUUGGGAUCAAGAUGGGUGUUCAGUAUAGCCUAUGGGGUGGUUCUGUUCUCAAUUUGGGGACCGAGAAGCAUAUGGAUAAGUACUUUGACAGGAUUGAUAACUUGGACUACCCCGGUUGUUUUGCUAUGACAGAGCUUCACCAUGGUUCAAAUGUGCAGGGCCUGCAAACUGUUGCCACCUUUGAUCCAAUCACUGAUGAAUUUAUCAUUGAUACACCAAAUGAUGGUGCCAUCAAAUGGUGGAUUGGCAAUGCUGCAGUGCAUGGCAAGUUUGCCACUGUUUUUGCAAGGUUGAAAUUACCCACAUAUGACACAAAAGGAGUUUCUGAUUUGGGUGUUCAUGCUUUCAUAGUUCCAAUAAGGGAUAUGAAGACCCAUCAACCACUUCCUGGAAUUGAGAUACAUGAUUGUGGUCAUAAAGUUGGCCUCAAUGGUGUGGACAAUGGAGCAUUGAAAUUCCGCUCUGUAAGAAUUCCUCGUGACAAUCUUCUAAACCGUUUUGGAGAUGUCUCCCGUGAUGGGAAGUACACAAGUAGCCUUCCUACAAUAAAUAAGCGGUUUGCAGCAACACUAGGGGAACUUGUUGGUGGUAGGGUAGGCCUUGCAUAUUCUUCAGUAAGUGUCCUGAAGGUUGCUGCUACUAUUGCCAUCAGAUAUUCUCUACUUCGUCAGCAAUUUGGACCUCCAAAUGAACCAGAAGUCGCUAUUCUUGACUACCAGUCUCAACAGCAUAAGCUUAUGCCAAUGCUGGCUUCAACUUAUGCUUUUCAUUUUGCGACCACAAAUUUAGUUGAGAAGUACUCUCAAAUGAAAAAGUCUCAUGAUGAUGAAUUAGUUGCAGAUGUCCAUGCUCUUUCCGCUGGUCUAAAGGCUUAUGUAACAUCAUAUACUGCAAAGUCACUCAGCAUCUGUAGGGAAGCUUGUGGAGGCCAUGGUUAUGCUGCUGUAAAUCGGUUUGGUAUUUUGAGGAAUGACCAUGAUAUUUUUCAGACAUUUGAAGGAGACAACACAGUUCUGCUUCAACAGGUUGCAGCUGAUCUUUUGAAACAAUACAAGGGAAAGUUCAAAGGAGGAACUUUUGCGGUGACAUGGAACUACUUGAGAGAAUCAAUGAAUACUUAUCUGUCGCAGCCAAAUCCAGUAACUGCUCGGUGGGAAGGCGAAGACCAUUUACGGGAUCCUAAAUUUCAGUUGGAUGCUUUCAGAUACCGAACAUCUAGAUUACUUCAAAGUGUUGCUGUUAGACUUCGAAAGCAUUCUAAGUCUCUUGGGGACUUUGGUGCAUGGAACAGAUGCUUAAAUCACCUCUUGACACUUGCUGAAUCACAUAUUGAGUCAGUCAUCCUUGCUAAAUUUAUUGAUGCAGUGCAGAGCUGUCCUGAUCCAAGCUCACAGGCUGCUCUAAAGCUCGUCUGUGAUCUUUAUGCUCUGGAUCGAAUAUGGAAUGACAUUGGAACCUACCGAAAUGUUGACUAUGUGGCUCCAAACAAAGCUAAGGCCAUCCACAAACUCACUGAGUAUCUAAGUUUCCAAGUGAGGAAUAUUGCAAGGGAACUCGUUGAUGCAUUUGAUCUUCCGGAUCACGUUACCCGUGCCCCUAUUGCCAUGCAAUCAGAAGCUUACUCGCAAUACACACAAUAUGUGGGAUUCUAAUAAAAGGAUCGCAAACAGGAUUGAAAUGUUUUUGAGGAAAAUCUUUAGAUUUUAGCUUGUUUAGAUUUGUAUACUAGUGGUUGCAGCUGAGUCAGCUGACGAAGGAAACAUGGUGUAAUGACGCUUCAAUAUAGAUUAUUUAUUGAUGAAAAAUGAAAAAUAGUGUUAAUACCAAGGUAUAUACACCUUUUUUUUUUCUCUC
Abrus precatorius (Indian licorice) is the source of this 2595-nucleotide messenger RNA. Its product is annotated as acyl-coenzyme A oxidase 2, peroxisomal. NCBI's taxonomy places the organism in Eukaryota, Viridiplantae, Streptophyta, Magnoliopsida, Fabales, Fabaceae. The coding region runs from base 327 to 2393 and encodes 688 amino acids. Gene Ontology annotation, biological process: fatty acid beta-oxidation using acyl-CoA oxidase; lipid homeostasis. The transcript has 7 exons. Gene Ontology annotation, cellular component: peroxisome. Gene Ontology annotation, molecular function: acyl-CoA oxidase activity; fatty acid binding; FAD binding. The record is from RefSeq and is a predicted model, not a curated record.